Messenger RNA from Exophiala viscosa, 1572 nucleotides. RefSeq lists its product as uncharacterized. The coding region runs from base 1 to 1572 and encodes 523 amino acids. Lineage: Eukaryota; Fungi; Ascomycota; Eurotiomycetes; Chaetothyriales; Herpotrichiellaceae. The transcript has a single exon. The record is from RefSeq and is a predicted model, not a curated record.
AUGGACAAUAUGGCUUCAACCGGAGGGGAAAACGGCUCACAAGGAUCCGCCUACCCAUGGGUUCUAGAGCAUUUGUUAGCAUAUCCCGGCACCUACGAGCUUCCUCUACGCACCAUGUACACUCUCAAUGCCACAACACAGCAUCAACCACAAUCUCCGACUCUGCCAUCAUCGAGCUCGGUGCCAGGCAAUGCCUUUCCACGAAAGUCUCAAGACGCUGUUGAUGAGCACCAGAAUAUGACUACAAUCACUGCUGCCGCCCAGUUACGCGCAAACUUGAUGGCUCACAUCUCCCAACAACCAUCUCAGCCGACUUCGUUACCACCAAGCUUCAUCACCAGCUUCGUACGACGGUGUUUCCCUCCCGAACUCGACCAAGUUGAUUUCCCACAAGCUCUGACAGCAAUGGAUUACCUCAAAGACCUGGAGGUUCGACGAAGACGAGAGGUAGUAGCGGCACUCGACAAACUCGGCAUUGACAGAGAGGACAUUAGCCACCGAGAUAAACUGGCACGCAAGUAUCCCGGUGUCCUCCGUUGGGUCACGGAGAUCGAAGACAAGGAACGAAAGGUCGAAGCCCUGUACACUCAAGUAUACGUUGGGCUGAGACGAUGGACUUUGGUCAAUGAACUCUCCUUGACCCCCUUCCACAAGGCAAAUUGCAUUGCUAUGCUCAAUACCUUGUACCCUCCCGUUGGGUUACAAACGGCUCAAUUUGUGCAGCCAACAGCACAGUUGACACGGGAAGUCUUGUCAUCACAACGCAGUCAGUUCUUCCGAUACAUCACUGCCGUUGAGCAAAAGGGUCCAUCCGUCCUUGCAAAGCUCCUGGAUCAAAACAAGAAACCUGGCGACGCUACAGGAUGGUCGAUGUUUCGCGAGACAGUUGACAACUAUCUCCGUAUGGCGAACAGUGUGAUCGAUGAAUGCUACGAUAUCACUGGCCGCGCUUCUUAUUCUCCAACUGCCGCAUCCUUCAGCUCGGUCGAGUUUGAGGAGGAAGGACGUCGCAAACACGUUGACUCUGCCAUUUCCUUUGGCUCCACAAGCUCCUCAAAACGCAGCUCGGGUCAAAGCCAUGGAACGAGGCCGAGUACCAGCAGCAGCUUUAGCAAUGCAAGCCGUAACAAUACUCGAAAAGUAUCGACCGACAAACCGUUGCCGCCACCCAAAGAUGAUGACGUGACGGUGACUCAGAAGACUGCCGGCUCAACCCUCGAGCGCAUUGCUCGAGAACUCCGGAAGAUGAAGAGUCGCAACAACAUCAAAGACGACGCUCGGCCUCGCACUGCUUCUGCACAAUCGACCGAUGCAGUGCCGACCACCGACCUGGAUCAACCACCACCAACCCCUGCGAAGGAUCGUGGUCUGAAUUUCAAGCGAAGCCUUCGGAAGAUGCGGUCGAAUGUCGGCCUUGCCGACAACGGUGGCUCACGCCCCCCAAGCCGCAAUGAUUACGCGACCCAAGCAGUACCGGCCUUUGAUGCAGAGGAGAUGACAAGGAGGAGACAGGACUGGGAAUCCCAACACAAUUUGAGAAGCCAGACCUCCCAUGCCAAUUUGAGGGCAUGA